AAUAAAUGGUUAGAGUUAUGUUCUACAAUUGAGAACAUGAUUUUUUUUUUUUUUUAAAUGUCAUAUGAAAUUACGUACUUUUUUUUUUCAACUUGUCAUAUAAAUCAUCAUUAAAAUACAAUAACAGACAUGAAACUGGUCAAAGUUGGGCUACAGUUUUCUCAAUAAAUACAAAAAAGGAAAUUGCUUCAUAAUUCGUAAAGCAUUUAUACAAAUUUGUUUUCUAAAAUUUGAUAGUAACAUUUAUACAAAUUAAACUAUGGGAGGAAUAGCAAUAACGCGUACUCAGUGACAUCAUUGACCAAUGCAAAAAAUUUUAAAAGGCCGCUACGCAGUGUAAUCUUGGGAAAGACUUGACUUUAGGUAUUUGAAAGUCAAGCUGCUCUUCUACAGGCUGCAAUGGGUACCAGCAACUCCACCCAUCGAGCCGGCGUUCAAAGGGCUGCAAAGGGUAUUAACAACUUUGCCCAUCGAGCCGCUGCCUCCUCUUCGUCUCCCUCGAGGCGCUCAAACAGCUGGAAGUACGAGGUGUUCCUGAGCUUUAGAGGCGACGACACACGCAAUACCUUCACAGACCACCUCUCCAUUGCGUUACGCAAUGCCGGAAUCAACACGUUUAUAGACUACCAGCUCAGAAUGGGAAAAAAUAUACAGAGUGAACUUUACCGACAAAUCGAAGAGUCGAGGAUCGCCGUCAUCAUCUUCUCGAAGAGGUACGCGGAGUCCCGAUGGUGCCUGAGGGAGCUGUCGAAGAUCAUGAGGUGCCGAGAAGUUCAAAAGGGGAAAAUAGUCUAUCCAAUAUUCUACAACGUUGACCCUUCUCAAGUCAGGAAACAGAAUGGUAGUUUUUCGAAAGCAUUUCAGAAGCACAAAAGGAAUGAAGAUCCAAAUGAAGUCAAGCAGUGGAGAAAGGAUCUUAAGGCUUCUGCAGAUUUGAGUGGCCGGAAUCUCAAAACCACUGCAGACGGGAUUGUUUAUCGAGAAAAUUAUUGGAGACAUCAAGGGACUACUGAAAAUCACAAACUCAAAAGAAGCCAAGCGCUCAAUUGGAAUAGCUUUUCAAGUGCAAGACUUCAAUACUCAACACUUAGAUGUUGGAGUUAGAUGUUGGAGGUUCACUUAAUGUUCAAAUAAUUGGAAUUUCUGGUAUGGAUGGUAUAGGCAAAACAACGUUUGCGAGAGCCAUUUGUAACAAAUAUCCGCAUAGUUUCAAUGGUCAAUGUUACCUUGAAGAGGUGAUGAGUAAAAAGAAAAAUAUGGGUGGUGUGCAAGAACAACUUCUUCGAGAUAUUUUGAAACAGCCUGACAUCAAGGUAAGCAGUGUUGUUGAAGGGACCAAGGAGAUAGAGAAAAGACUUGGAAGCAUGAAGGUACUUGUCCUAGUUGAUGACAUAGAUGAUGUGGACCAAUUAGAAGAAUUGGCGAUAGAACAUGAAUCGUUUGGUCCGGGCAGCAAGAUUAUUAUAACAACAAGAGAUGAAUAGGUGAUGAAUAUACAAAAGGUGGAUAAAAUGUUCACACCUUCCAAUCGUCCUCAUCGUCAAUAUUCACACCUUUCAACAAGAAUGGACAUCCACAUUUUUUUUUGUACAAGAACUCCUAGAUUGUUUUUUGUGUGUAACCAAUCUCAUUUGACCUUUGACCAUAUGCUAAAACACACUUGUAUGGCGGAUAUGUACCGUUUCUUUCACAAGCAAGUGUUAGUUGAGGGUGACUCACAAUCUUACCUUCACCUCCUAAAUCAGAUCUUAUAAUAACAAUUAUCAUAUUAUUCAGCUUUCCUUA
This is a messenger RNA of Pyrus x bretschneideri (Chinese white pear), 1785 nucleotides long. RefSeq names its product toll/interleukin-1 receptor-like protein. The coding region runs from base 400 to 1104 and encodes 234 amino acids. Gene Ontology annotation, biological process: signal transduction. The transcript has 2 exons. NCBI's taxonomy places the organism in Eukaryota, Viridiplantae, Streptophyta, Magnoliopsida, Rosales, Rosaceae. The record is from RefSeq and is a predicted model, not a curated record.